AUGAGAAAACAAAGAGAUCUCAGUCAGAAACGGCGCCGUUUGUGGUUUGCAGCUGUCAAUCGGGAGGAUCUUGCAUUCAAGGAUACCAAAUACAUGCGUGUGUGCAGCGAUCAUUUUGUUGGUGGUUCUCCUUCGGCCUUGUAUCAGGACACCCAUCCCGAUUGGAUACCAACUUUGAAACUUGGCUAUGGCAAGGCUGACAAUGACAACAAGGGUUCUCGUUUCUCCCGUCUGCAGGAGCGCAAGGAAGCAUCAAGACUCCGGAACCUGCGGUUUGAUCUUGAAGUUGAAGAGGAACUUUGUGAGGCAGAAUCAGACACUGAACCAGUAGAUCAAGAGCAUGAUAUUACACCCGAACAGGAACUUAAAAGUUGCAAAAUUGAAAUUGACAUUCUUAAGUCAGAAAAUGAAUCUUUAAAACAUGAGAAUAAUCUACUUAAGAAGAUAGUUCAUAAAAUGAAAGCAAAUAAUACUGAAGACUUUGAAGGUGAUGAUGAUAAAGUACGAUAUUAUACUGGUCUGCCUUCGUUUGUAACACUAAUUGCAUUGUUCAAUCUUGUAUCAUAUGGAAUUUGUCAGUCUUCACAUUCAUCUCUGACAAAGUUUCAAAAGUUAAUUAUUACAUUAAUGAGACUCAGACUGAAUUUACCCACUCUUGACCUAAGUUACAGGUUUGGUGUCAGCAAAGCUACAAUUUCAGGACAUUUAAUCAGGUUAUGGAUGUCUUGUACAUCAACUUAA
Molecule: messenger RNA, 741 nt
Organism: Haliotis rubra (blacklip abalone)
Lineage: Eukaryota; Metazoa; Mollusca; Gastropoda; Lepetellida; Haliotidae
Exons: 3
Coding region: 1-741 (246 amino acids)
Source: RefSeq, a predicted model, not a curated record